GAAAAUAAAAAGCAAACACAGCAGCCAGAAGUCAACGGCGACUACGAAAAGGAGGAGCGUAGAAACAUAAAACAACACAAACAAAACGCAUUUGUGAGCGUGAGUGUGUGUGUGUGUAUGCGUCAGUGCAUGCAUAGCUGCAGCCGAGGAAAUUGCUGGAAACGAUUACGAGAAGCUGCUAGCCCGUGACGCGGAUUAACUCCACAUCUACGCUACACAUCGCACGGCGAUACAAUCGGGAGAUUGGUGGAAGGCGAACCAAGAAGCGCUUCCGAACACACACACAACCGACUGGAAGCAGAACUGGAAGGACGAGCGGACGAGAUAAGCCCCAUCCAGCUCUGUUCUAAUUAAGAAAUUAAAAAGUGUAACGUUGGUUCCGUCAGCGUAAGGCAGAGAGAAAGAAGACGCACGGGCAACUCCAAAACAACCAGUGCAAACGCAUAAACUUCGUUGAAAGACAACAACCUACGAGAGGCAAAACCGGACAAACUGGAGCACCAACCCAGCGCAAGGACGCUAGCCGCAGAACGCAUCUGAACCGUGCUCCGGGUGCUCUAAUCAUUUUUAUUUGUGCUGUAUUAGAUUAGGGCGGGCAGCAGCAACAGUCUCGAGGUGAUUGUUGGGCCAGCCAAGCCAGCGGUCCGGUCGGCUGUUUCUUUAUUUUCUCUCUUCCUGCAUCCAACCGAAGACGAACAAGGACGCGGCUUACUCGUGCUCAGCGUGAACGUGGUACACCUUUCGCCUCCGAUUACCCCGUCCCCCGAAUUUCCAGCCCCCCCACACACACAAACAUAAAAUGGGCAAGCAAAACAGCAAACUGAAGCCGGAGGUGCUGGAGGACCUGAAGCAGAACACAGAAUUCUCAGACGCUGAAAUACAGGAAUGGUACAAAGGGUUCCUGAAAGACUGCCCGAGCGGUCACCUGUCGGUGGAGGAAUUCAAGAAAAUUUACGGCAACUUCUUCCCCUACGGCGACGCCAGCAAGUUUGCCGAGCACGUUUUCCGGACGUUCGACGCCAACGGUGACGGUACGAUCGACUUCCGGGAGUUCCUGUGCGCCCUGAGCGUCACCUCGCGCGGCAAACUGGAGCAGAAGCUGAAGUGGGCGUUCUCGAUGUACGAUCUGGACGGUAACGGAUACAUCUCGCGGCAGGAAAUGCUGGAAAUUGUUACCGCCAUCUACAAAAUGGUGGGCUCCGUGAUGAAGAUGCCCGAGGACGAGAGUACGCCCGAGAAGCGGACGGACAAAAUCUUCCGCCAGAUGGACCGCAACAAGGACGGCAAGCUGAGCCUGGAGGAGUUCAUCGAGGGAGCGAAAAGCGACCCGUCGAUCGUGCGGCUGUUGCAAUGUGAUCCGCAGGCGCAGUGAGCAAUUCCAUGCCGACACUCCUACCACAUCACAACACUGAACACGCUGCAAGCGCUGCGCUGCAUCGGAAGGGCGGCUUGCAACAGACAAACACAAGCGGCACUAACGCAAUAAUCUGCUCCCACAGACACACGAGAACAGUAUCCAGAACACGCACACACGAGAUAGAACAGAAACGAUACAAACACACAUAUUACAAUCUUAUAGAAAAUAUAUAUACAAACAUAAAUAUCUCCCUUUAUUUUCUUUAGACACUCAGACUUAAAGCAUCUAAAGUUGCGAGUUGAUAUGAAACAAACAAACAAACAAACAAACAAAGGCAAGCAUCAUGGUGAACUUGGGAGACGCGUGAAUACUAAUGAAACUUCCUUAAAAUUUAAAUGAAUUUAAAAUUAAUCUUCACAAGUAGUAAUUCUCGACAUCAAACUAUUAUAUUUUCUUGCAAAAAAAAAACAAUUGGAAAGCAAAUGUUUGUAACAAGCAAUGGGAAGAAAAUUAAACAAGUCGACGACAAAAAAAUUGAAUCUUAUUUCCUAUGUUUUCCAAAUCGUAAAUCGUUGAUGGAUGAAAAACUAGCUAAAUAGGAAAACGUAUCGUUUAACAAAAACAAAACAAACUCCCCACAAAAGCAAACCAUUCGACUUUUACGCGAUGGAAGAUGAAUCAACGCUCGAAACAUGUAUAUAAUUGAAUUUUUUUCUAAACAUCUGAUAACGUUCGUUUCUAAUAACGAUCGGUUUCUACAUAGCAUUUAGUUUCGUAAAUUAUUGUAGUUUCUUUUUGCUGUACUUCUUUUCAUUACGAAUAGUUUUUUUAUUCUCAGUCAGCUACAGUUGCGUUGAAAGAUUGUUGACAAACUUUAGAAUGCUUUGAAUCGAUACAAUUUUUGU
Anopheles coustani is the source of this 2262-nucleotide messenger RNA. It is a transcript of the gene Nca, whose product is annotated as neurocalcin homolog. The record is from RefSeq and is a predicted model, not a curated record. Bases 800 to 1372 code for a protein of 190 amino acids. Gene Ontology annotation, molecular function: calcium ion binding. The transcript is spliced from 5 exons. NCBI's taxonomy places the organism in Eukaryota, Metazoa, Arthropoda, Insecta, Diptera, Culicidae.